Melozone crissalis (California towhee) is the source of this 129-nucleotide messenger RNA. RefSeq lists its product as uncharacterized. The annotation marks the transcript as partial. The transcript has 3 exons. Lineage: Eukaryota; Metazoa; Chordata; Aves; Passeriformes; Passerellidae. The record is from RefSeq and is a predicted model, not a curated record.
UCUCAACCCCCUCAGACCCCCCAAAAUGCCCCCAGACCCCCCCAAAAUCCCACUCAACUCUCAACCCCUCAGACCCCCCCAAAAUCCCCCCAAACCCCCCCCAAAAUCCCAUCCCAAAAUCCCACCCAA